UACGUGCACAAUGAGUAUCCUUCACAAACACAUGUACGCGGACGACGCUGAAAAGGGCACCGUGCAUCCGAAGAAGCUUUCAUUAACAAACCCGUACGGCAGCGGUGCGUGCUCAUGCAACUCCCAAGCAAACGGACCAGACUUCAUAUGCCUAUGGUGUUUCCGCCGGCGAACGCAAUCAUACUAACGUGCAGCCAUGAGUGAAUUAAACGAGCAACAUGCGUCGACCAAAUCACGGCGAGGUAGACGCAAAGGGAGGACGACACAGAUUCACACCUCUACGGCUACCCAGCAAUCGCGGCAUGGAAAGCAUCAGCAUCACAGCAUCCAGCACCCAGAGACACAAGGUCUGCCCCAUACUGCACGGCCAGACGUCCAAAGCCGUGCGUCCCCAGGCCCGAUCACUCCAACUGGCAGUCCCAAGGUAGCGUUCUCAGCAGGGUUGCCAAAUCGAUUACCGUCAAACGAAUUGACAGGUCUGUUCAAUCUCCAUAACGAUACUGGGAUCAGCGAAGGAGAGCGAGUCAUAGCUCGCGAUAUUGACAUCCAGCGCAUCCAGCGGUCCAUGCAGAUUCUAGGCUACGACCUUGACCGCGGGAACGAGGCAAUGACGGAGUAUCUUGUUCCGUUUUGGUCGACAAAGGUUGACCCAAUCAAACGGUUCGAGGCGUUGACGAAGCUUUUCCAUGAGGAAAUGGACAGGCUGUUGCCGUUUAUGGAGGAGAGGGCCGACAAUGCCGCCGGUCAUAUACUUUGCUGCGCAGGCGCGAGCAAGUCAUCCCACGUCUAGCGGUGGGGGUUGUGCCUGAGCUAGAAGCACUGGUAAAAAGGGUGAGGACGGAGGUUGUGAGAUUAGUGGAGGACGGGCUUUCCUACAGAAUGUAGACGGGAUGCAACUAUGUCCGAUUGGCAGAGAUAUGAAGUGAGGAUCAAGUCGUGUUGGUUUACCCGCGUUUCCGUGGACGUGCCACCAGACGAAUUCUUUCGCCCAUUGACAGAGUGUUUGGGUGCAAUAAAACAGAUCUGAUAGCGAGUGGCGGACAACAAGCUUCUACCGAAGCGAUGGUGUGUUGGUAACCUGAAGCUGAAUGCAACACCAUUGAGGUUGAUUCAU
This is a messenger RNA of Baudoinia panamericana UAMH 10762, 1114 nucleotides long. RefSeq lists its product as uncharacterized. The record is from RefSeq and is a predicted model, not a curated record. Bases 197 to 790 code for a protein of 197 amino acids. The transcript has a single exon. NCBI's taxonomy places the organism in Eukaryota, Fungi, Ascomycota, Dothideomycetes, Mycosphaerellales, Teratosphaeriaceae.